Molecule: messenger RNA, 4377 nt
Organism: Sphaerulina musiva SO2202
Lineage: Eukaryota; Fungi; Ascomycota; Dothideomycetes; Mycosphaerellales; Mycosphaerellaceae
Product: Phosphodiest-domain-containing protein
Exons: 9
Coding region: 156-2225 (689 amino acids)
Biological process (GO): nucleoside triphosphate metabolic process
Molecular function (GO): ribonucleoside triphosphate phosphatase activity; nucleoside triphosphate diphosphatase activity
Source: RefSeq, a predicted model, not a curated record
CUAGAAUACCAGGCAUCUCUUGCCAGCUUACUGUUGAUCUGGCCGCCCUAGCGAGGGUUUGACCCAUUCCGACAAAGGACCAGCCCAUCGCUCCCGACCGUAAAUUCUCUCGAAGGGUCGUGCAUGUUGGCUUCGCAGCACUGCCCGGCGCGAACAUGGCGGUAGAGGUCAAUGGGAGCCGUUCCAUUGGAGCGAGGGAUUCACUGGACUCCCGGGACUCAGAGUCGGACUCAUUGGAACGACCAUCAUACUCGACUGCGCAUUACGACGAGGAGACUCUGAAUGCAGAAGAGGAAGCGGAGAGACUUUUGAUGGGCGGACGAGAUGGAAGAGCGGGCCAGAACAAGAUCAAGCGGCGAAAUGGGCGGCACGAUAAAUGGCGAGGCAGCCGCAACAUGGGCAACGACAGCGAGUCGAUGCUCAAGAUUGAAGAUGGCGGCAGAUCGAGCGAUGACAGCGCCAACUCCAGCGAUGUCGACGCGCUUGACCUCAGGGCACACCAGUCUUCAUCGAAGCUGGCCAAAUGUAGCAGGUUCACCGCGCUGCACAUUAUCAUCCUCGUGGCCUUUGUGGCGUUCGCGUAUGGCGCAUACAGAGCAUCGCGCUCCAUUGCAAGAUCAUCGCCUUCGUACGCUGUGAAGACGUUGUCGAAUGGCACCCAUGACUUUGCACCUACGACAGUGCUCAUCUCCCUAGAUGGCUUCCGCGCCGAUUUUUUGCAUCGUGGCCUGACACCCACCUUGAGAUCCUUUGUGCAGCAGGGCGUCUCUCCGAUGUAUAUGAUGCCCUCGUUCCCAAGUUUGACGUUCCCUAAUCACUUCACUCUGGUCACGGGCUUAUAUCCCUCCGAGCAUGGCAUCGUGGGUAACAACUUCUAUGAUCCCGUCAUGCACAAGCAAUUCACCUAUGCCGAUGCAAGUCUCAGCAUGAAACCCGAGUACUGGAACGCUGAGCCAUUGUGGGCGACUGCUGAACUGCAGGGUAUCAAAACCGCCAUUCACAUGUGGCCUGGAUCAGAGGCACAUAUCGGCGGCGUGGAACCAGAGUAUGUCGAUACAUACAACGGCGACGAGGCGCUGCACAACAAGGUCAACCGGAUUCUGGGCUGGCUCGAUCUUCCUGGACCUUCCGCCGUCGAGACACGAGAAAACGCAACAAGACCGCAAUUUAUCGCGGCAUACGUGCCCAAUGUAGACGCCGAUGGGCAUAGGUAUGGCCCCAACUCGACAUAUAUCAGAAGCACAAUCGCCGAAGUGGAUGGGAUGCUCGAGUUGUUAUUCCGUGGUAUUGAGGCACGCAACCUGUCAGACAUUGUCAAUAUUGUGGUGGUCUCCGAUCAUGGGAUGGCCACUACAGACACCACCAGACUGAUCCAGCUAGACGACUUGAUUGAUCUCAAAGAGAUCGAGCAUACGGACGGCUGGCCGCUUUACGGAUUGCGACCUUUCAACCAGUCCGAGGCGAAGCUGGCCGAACUCUACAACGCUCUCAAGGUACAGGAAGGCCUUCAUGAGGGCAAAUUUCAAGUGUUCUUGCGAGAUGAUAACAUGCCGGAACGCUACCACUUUUCUAACAACAAACGAAUUGCGCCUCUGUGGAUCGUACCGGAGGUGGGAUACGCCAUUGCGCCCAAGCAUGAAUUUGACGUGGCUGCGGCGCUGGAAAAGGGCGAAAUCUUUCACCCACGCGGCUUGCAUGGUUAUGACAAUGAUCAUCCCCUCAUGCGAGCCAUCUUCGUCGCCAGAGGACCCGCAUUUCCCCAUCCCAAGGGUAGUGUAGUGGAUCCGUUCUACAACACCAACGUCUACAACAUCAUCUGUGAUUCCUUGGGGAUCGAGCCUCGACCCAACAACGGCACCAUCAGAUUACCAUUCCAGACUACAGGGCUACAUGAUCCUGCGGCGUACGAACAGCCGCCGGAUGACCCACCGCCCAUCGCUCAUUGGGAUGGUGGUGCCAUUGUUCCCUCGGUUGUGGGCACUGGUGCUGGCUCACCUCCCAAGGAGACGGAGGCAGAAGAGCAAGCAGAACCAGUGGCGGAAGAGAUAUCGGCGCCAGCAUCGGAGCCAGCAUCGGAAGCCGAAGCAGACCAAACUGAAGCCAGCGAGAAGCCAGGUGACGAGAGUACGUCAUGGAGACAGUGGAUUGAUGGCCAUAUUGACCAGGUGAAGAAUUGGGUGACUGGCCUAUUUGGCGAGCACAAGACUGUUACGUCUGGGACGUAGUCAUUGGUCAUUGCUCAAGACAAGCUGUCUCCCGACGGUACAGGAUGUAUAUUGACACCAGCAAUCGCAACUUUCUCACCAGUGCCGCGCGGUAUUGCCGCACUUCGCCUCACUGUAACGUCCGAGCAAUCGUUCCUCAUGUCAUCUUGCCACAUUGGUAACACGACAUUCGCCACAGCCACCGCGCACCACCCAGCACCAAAAUUUAUAGCUUCGCCCUUCCCUCAUCGCUUUCCAGCUCCUCCAAUAACGUCUCAAACCUCUCCUUGAACACCUGCACCAACUCGGGAUCCAUACUCGACAUAUCAAUGCUCGGCGUACUAAACAAUGCCUUUCGAGACCCCGUCACCCCAAACAAAAAUUCUUCUUCUCGCGCUCUUACGGUCGCUGUCAGAUUGCGAAAAUCUGCGGCAAAUUUGAAUAUGUCUUCUUUGUUAUUACUUUGUGGAGAUGGAAUGGGAAAUGUCCCUGAGCGGAUUUGGAGAUCGCGGUUUCCGAUGGAGGAUACUCCGCAGGUUUGGGGGGUGGGGUUUUGGUGGGUGGGGUAUGCGCCUUGGAUGUUGUUGUUGUUUUGGUUGGAGAGAUGUUGGACUUUGCCUCGGUCGGCGCGUUCGAUGCUGUAGAGAUAUUGAUUCGCAAGCACAAGACCCGCACCACGACUCGUCAGAAACUGCUUUUUCGCAUCCUUCUCUCCUGCUGCAGCAGCAGCAAAAUGAUUCAAUCUCUUCUGAUAAACCGACAACUGUCUCUGCGCCUGACGCGCCAACAAUUUCAAUCUCCCCGCCACACUCAAUCGCGCCGAGAGAAACGGCAAAGCGAUUCCAUCGGAAAACGCCAGCAUCAUACUAUCCGGCUCGGAAUUCCAACCGAAAAAAGCACGAGGAUUGAGAGGAAACCCCGGAAUGAAAAUUUUGCGCUCUGAAAGCGGAAUCUCGGGGGAUUGUCGUUCGUACAUUUCCAUCAUGCAGACGCCUACCAUGGCGUAGAUUCCUGCUCCCAUGCUGGCUUGGGCUUCGCGGACGAGUUUUUGUAGUUGGGCGGUAUGUUGGGCUGAGACGCGGAUGUGGAUGGGAAGGGUGUUGAGAAGUGGUGUGCGAGUGUAAUCUAGGACUUUGUUGUAUAAGGGGGGAAAGGGAAUUGGUGUACACUUUUCGAUUUUCUUUCCUCCUCCUCCGAUUUGACGACGACGACGAAGUAAGGGAUUCUCGAAGCCGGCGGGGAGAGGACGACGGACGUGGCGGAGGAUUCUGGUGAUGGCCCAGAACCAACGUUGUCGGGCUUUGGAACCUGGGAUGGGAGGAUAGAGCGCUUCUUGGGGAGGUGGUAAGUGCUUUUGCAUUAUAUUGGGAUCGAUGGCUGAGAGGAUUUUCGCACGGAGGAUGGGGAUGGGAUCGUUGAGGGAUUGGAGAAGAGUUUUUAUCCAGAUGUUGACGGAGAUUCCAUCGGCGAUUUGAUGGGCGAGGAUUAGUUGGAUUCGGAGGAUGUUUUCUUCUUCGUCUUUGCCUUCUUCUUCUUCUGCUUUUUCGAUAGUAAGAGGUAGCACGAAAGCUUUGGCUAGAGCUACGUCGGGAUCGAUGAUGCGAGCUGUGUUGAGUGUGUGAUUGUAGAAAGUUGAGUGGUCGACUUGGGUGUAGUGGUCUUGGAGAAAGAUGAGAUGUUUCUUUGCGGACUCGAUUGCUGCGUUGAUGUUUGCGGGGACGUCGACGGCGAAGUGGAGGCCUUCGGGUGCGAUUGAUGAUGAUGAAUGAGAAGAAGUCUCGUCUGCCUGAUUAGAACUGUCAUCCUUCUUCUCUCGAACUGUUCUCGCUCCGAGUAGUAAAUGUCUGGUACAAAGUCUCGUCCAAGCCAACAAUAUCCUCUCCCGAAGAGAUUCUUCUUCCUGUUUCUCUUCCUCCUCGUUCUUAUUCUUCUUCUUGGAAAUCGCAAUCUUCACCAUACAAGACAUAUCCGCUCUUCCUUCGAAAAAUCUUCCAUCGUUAUCGAAACUGAAUUCACAAAAACCCAGAGGUCGUCGGAAGAAGAAUUGGUUAGAUGAGGUAGAGGGUGAGGAGGGGGAGGAGGAACUUUUGCGCAGCUUCUGCCAUUUGUAGGCUUCUUGGUUUCCAUAUUGGGAGAGCCAGGUUUCCAUAUUUUCUUUUUCUAUCUUCUUUUU